This is a messenger RNA of Linum trigynum, 5244 nucleotides long. Lineage: Eukaryota; Viridiplantae; Streptophyta; Magnoliopsida; Malpighiales; Linaceae. The record is from the annotation of a GenBank genome assembly.
UUCUCCAGCUUCUACGGUUCACUAUGAUUCAGACAAAAUGACAAUUCUAUCUUAUGUUUAAGGAAUGGUGGCCAGCAGCUGAUGUUUUUUUCUCUUGGCUAAAAUCAAGAAUUUGGCUGAAUUCUAUUGGGAACUCAGAAGAAUUAUUCUUUGAAGAGUCCCAACAAAGCAGGAAAGAUGUAGCCUGCAAAGGGUUAAGAAACCAAGAAUUUGGCUGAAUUCAAGUGGGAACUCAGAAGAAUUCUUCACUGAAGAGUCCCAGCAAAGCAGGAAAGUUGUAGCCUGAAAAGGGAUAAGACAACGCUUGUAUAUGGUAUAUUUGCCCUGAAGUUGAGCCCUUCGCUACUAAUGACCUUUAACAGGAUGACUACUGUUGCAGCUCUUCUUAUUUGCUUGGGCUGCGUGUGCUUUGGCCGUGCGGCUUCUAGUGAAGGCUGUGAUCAAGAUGAAAGAGAAGCCCUUUUGAAGUUCAAGGCUGAUCUUGAAGACCCUUCAAGCUCUCUGUCAUCUUGGGUUGUCCAAAGGGAUUGCUGUAUAUGGUCAGGUGUUGUCUGUGAUAAUUUUACUGGCCAUGUCACUGAGCUCCAUCUCGGGUGGUCGUCUUCCUGGGACGGUUCUGUGUUUAGUGGUAAGCUAAAUUCUCAAUUGCUUCAGUUGAAGUAUCUCGGUUAUUUGGACCUGUCAAACAAUCAUUUUCAAGGGAUUCCUAUUCCAAGUUUCCUUGGCUCUAUGAGUAGUUUAAAGCAUCUUUAUCUUGAUGGAUCUGGAUUUGGCGGAGUCAUUCCUCAUCAACUUGGAAACCUCACAAAUCUGAAGCAACUUGGCCUGCAGGCUGCUAGAGAUUAUGUGCUAUAUGCUGAUAGUUUGCGGUGGCUUUCUGGUCUGUCUUCACUAAGAUACCUUGAUUUGAGUGAUGUCGAUCUCAGCAAUGCUUCUGACUGGUUGAGCAUGAUAAACACACUCCCAACUCUUUCAGAAUUGUAUCUAUCAAACUGUCGUAUCCGUUAUAUCCCACCCCUCAAGAAUUUGAACAUCUCUUCGUUGUCUAGUCUUAGUUUGUAUCACAAUCAAUUUGCUCAAACUUCAAUUCCUAGUUGGGUUUUUCAUCUUCAGAGCCUUACUUACUUGGAUCUAGGAGUGAACACUUUUGAUGGUCCGAUUCCUGACCAGCUUCAAAACCUUACUUCACUGAGGACCCUUUCCUUGUCCGGCAAUCGAUUCAAUCAUCCAAUACCAGACUGGUUAUAUAGAUUAAGUCAUCUUGAGACGCUUUAUCUAUGCGCUAAUAAGUUGGAUGGUAAAGUCUCAACUGCUGGCAUUGGAAACUUGUCUUCUCUUGUUUACCUUGACAUAUCAGACAAUCAUGGCCUCGAAUUUGAGAGGGGAAUUCCGGAGUCGUUCAAAAGCUUCUGCCAUUUGAGGUCACUUUCUCUGAAUAAUGUAAUACUGAAUCAAAAUGUAUCAGAGUUGCUUGAAAUCAUUGCAGAAUGUGCUUCUGAUACUUUACAGGUAUUGUUGUUGUCUAGUUGCCAACUGUCUGGUCAGUUGACUGAUCGGAUUGGAGUUUUCAAGAGUCUUAACCGUCUCAGCCUCGGAAAUAAUUCCAUUUCUGGUUCACUUCCAAUGUCAUUUGGAGAAAUGACAUCCUUAUACUAUUUAAACCUUGCAAGAAACAAGAUCAGUGGGACAAUUCCAACAAGUUUUGGGGCAUUGGCACAGCUGAGUUAUGUGGAUAUCUCUCAGAACUCAUUGGAUGGUGUCAUUUACCCUGAAGUUCAUUUUGCCAAUCUCAGAAAUUUGGCUUGCUUUUAUGCAUCUGGAAAUCAGAUGGUUUUGAAAGCUAAACCAGAUUGGGUUCCUUCCAAGCUACUUGAUGAAUUAGACCUAGAAUCUUGCUAUGUUGGACCUGUAUUCCCCCAUUGGUUGCGGAGUUUGCAGCAUCUCAAGUCUCUUGAUCUAUCUAACUCUGGAAUUUCAGAACCCAUUCCUGACUGGUUCUGGAGCAUGUCCUCUCAGUUCUACUAUCUUAAUUUCUCUCACAACCAAAUCCCGGGAAGGCUUUCACGUGUCAUCCCUGUUGUGAGCACUUAUUCAUUGUUUGAUUUCAGCUUCAAUUGCUUGGAAGGUGCACUGCCUACUAUCUCAUCCAACUUGACAUUUCUAGACCUUUCCAGCAAUCUGCUUUCUGGAAACUUGUUCAAGUUCUUUUGUUUCAACCCCAGUGAAAUGAGGGCUACAGAAUUUCUGAACCUGUUUGGUAAUAGAUUGACUGGCGAAAUACCAGAUUGUUGGAAGACUUGGCAGAGCUUGUCAAUCAUGAGAUUGGGCAGGAACAAGCUCAGUGGCAAGAUCCCAAGAUCCCUGGGAUAUUUAAGUUCCCUCAGGUCUUUGCGCCUUCAGAACAAUAGGUUGUCUGGUGAAAUUCCACCAUCUCUCCAGAAUUGCUCCAGGUUAGUCACAGUUGACUUGGGUCAUAAUGGAUUGGAAGGGAAGAUUCCGGAAUGGAUGGGACAACGCCUUUCGAGAUUGUCCAUUCUUAGUUUACCCGGGAAUAAGUUCCAUGGCAGCAUACCUAAGGAGAUCUGUAACCUGCAAUCUUUACAGAUCUUGGAUCUUUCUCACAACUCUCUCUCCGGUACCUUGCCAAAAUGUAUUGCUAAUCUCAGCGCCAUGGCUACUCCAAACAAUGAUACUUCAGGCCUCAUUUCACCCUUUGCUGGUGCGUGGAAAUCGUUUUCAGAUAGUCUGAUUCUGACGAGGAAUGGGCAGUUGUUCGAUUACAGCACCAUACUGAACUAUGUCAGAAGUUUGGACCUUUCUAGUAAUAACUUGUCAGGACAGAUCCCAAACCAGAUCACAAGCCUGGUAGCCAUUCAGUAUCUCAACUUGUCACAUAAUUCAUUCUCUGGUGCAAUUCCGGAGGAUCUAACCGCAAUGCUCUCUCUUGAAUCCAUGGAUCUCUCGACGAACCAACUGUCCGGAUCAAUCCCUUCAACCCUGGGAAGCCUCACAUUCUUGAAUUGCUUGAACUUGUCGUACAACAACUUGGUUGGUAAAAUUCCUUCAAGCACUCAACUGCAGAGCUUUGAUUCCUGGAGCUUCAUUGGUAACCACGAACUUUGUGGGCCUCCAUUGAAUGCGGCGGACUGCUGCAAUGACAGCAGAAUGCCUGGUUCAAUGGAUGGAGAAGAAAACGACGAAGAACAUGCUUUGCAUUGGUUCUCUGGCAGUGUAGUUUUCGGUUUUGUGGCCGGUUUCUGGGGUGUGAUCGCCACUUUAGCAUUCGUCCGACUGUCACAAACCCAGAAUCUGAGUUGAAGGAUCACAUGGGUAAAAAACUGCUGGUCUUGUUGACGAGAUUGCUGAAGUAAUUUACAGAAACAGUAGUUAUAUCAGGUUCUACUUUCCUUGAUUUAGUAACAUCUUAAACAUCUGAAGGUUGUCUCAAAUCCUGAUAGAACAGUAAACCUCCUUUGUACAAAUUCAAGCUUCAUUGUCCACUCUGCACUUGUCAUUGACUUUUCCUUCGGUUUUAUCUCCCAACAGUCCACUUUUAUCGCUUCUGUGAUAGCUUCUCAAGUACUUUUGGCUGAUAAAUGAUAAUUUCCUGAUAUGGUAAUAUAGUUUCCAUCAAAAGUCCAAGCCUAUUCCACAAAGUGGGCCCAUUUUGAAAUAAGCCCAUCACCAUUGAGGCCGCCUCCAGGCAAAGUGGAUCCACAUAAAAUGGUCCCAAUAAAGGCCCAAAAAUUGGAAUGGGAAGACAACACCUCCAGUAAAAUUGGAUCCUUCAUCGUUCUCUUUCCCCAUGGCCCAAACCCCUUCCCUCUCCCGACGAUGUCAGCGGCGGCCGGCGGUUCUAAAGCCGCCGCCGCCUCCUCUGACCCAUCCCUUGUGCCUGCGUCUUGCUGCUGCCGGUGCUGCUGAUCCGGCUGAUCGUGGAAUUCGAUCUCCGGACUGCGGACUAAACCCAGACUCAGAGUUUCGCGAAUGGACAGGUUUUUCUAUCGAUGCUUAACGGACUUAUAAUCCUUGUAGAAUAAGAUCAACAGACUUCAUUAUAAGUGGAGAAUAGCCUCGGCCUGAUUUCGUGACCUGUAGCCUCCAGAAUCGAAAGAAAAUGGCAUUUCGGAUAAAUCGCCCGAAAUCUGUGAUGGUACCCCUUUGGAAUCUGCCAAAAAUUGACCCGGAAUAAAUCCGCCCAAAUCGGUGCUUAAUGGACUGAAUCAUAGCUGGAGAAUAGCCUCAGGCCGAAUCAGUGAUCUGUAGCCUUCAAUAUCCAAAGAAAAUGGCAUUUCGUCGACCAAGAAAUUACGAAAAUGUCAUCCGAAAAAUAAAUUGGCCCAAUCGAUGCUUAACGUACUUAUCAUCCGUGGAGAAUAAGAUCAAUAGACUUCAUUAUCAGUUGGAGAAAAGCAUCGGGCCGAAUCAGUGAUCUGUAGCCUUCAAUAUCCAAAGAAAAUGGCCUUUCGUCGCCCAAGAAAUUACUAAAAUGCCAUCCGAAAAUAAAUUGGCCCAAAUCGAUGCUUAACGGACUUAUCAUCCGUGGAGAAUAGGAUCAAUAGACUUCGUUAUCGGUGGAGAAUAGCCUCGGCCUGAUUCCGUGAUCUGUAGCCUCCAGAAUAGAAAGAAAAUGGCAUUUCGGAUAAAUCGCCCAAAAUCUGUGAUGGUACCCCUUUGGAAUCUGCCAAAAAUUGACCCGUAAUAAAUCCGCACAAAUUAGUGCUUAAUGGACUCAAUCAUCAUUGGAGAAUAGCCUCAGGCCGAAUUAGUGAUCUGUAGCCUUCAAUAUCCAAAGAAAAUGGCCUUUCGUCGACCAAGAAAUUACGAAAAUGUCAUCAAAAAAAUAAAUUGGCCCAAUCGAUGCUUAACGUACUUAUCAUCCAUGGAGAAUAAGUUCAAUAGACUUCAUUAUCGGUGGAUAGCCUCGGCCUGAUUCCGUGAUCUAUAGCUCCAGAAUCGAAAGAAAAUGGCAUUUCGAAUAAAUCGCCAGAAAUCUGUGAUGGUAACCCUUUGGAAUCUGCCAAAAAUUGACCCGGCAUAAAUCCGCCCAAAUCGAUGCUUAAUAGACUCAAUCAUCGUUGGAGAAUAGCCUCAGGCCGAAUCAGUGAUCUGUAGCCUUCAAUAUCCAAUGAAAAUGGCAUUUCGUCGCCCAAGAAAUUAAGAAAAUGUCAUCCGAAAAUAAAUUGGCCCAAAUCGAUGCUUAACGAACUUAUCAUCCGUGGAGAAUAGAAUCAAUAGACUUCA